AUGUCUUCUGGAUUGGAAAACAUCGGGGCCAAUGCCUUAGAUGUGACGCUCACUCAAGCAGCCUCAGGCGUCGAUCACACCAACCACGAGGAUGUUGACAUGACUGACCAGCCCGACAACGAGGAUUCCGACGCCUCCAGUUACGAUCCUGCAGCUGCUCUAUUCGACAAGAUCACCCAGUCCAGUGGCACUUCUGGCAACAAGCGCAAAUCACCAGGCUCCAAGGAUCCCACCCAGCCCGACAACGUGAAGAGGGUAAGGCUUCAGGAAGACGGACCAGGCCAUUCGAGAGAGCUCCCAAGCUCUACAACGGACCGAGCAAAGCAGCUCCCAGCAGGGAUAUGGCAGCAUAUCUUCACUCUUGUUUCGCCCAAGACUCUGGGCCGUUUGUUGUCUGUCAACAAACUUUUCCACUCUUUUCUCACUCCUUCUUCCUCCACAGCUCCCCUUCCGCAUCGCAAUGAUUUGCCCUCUGCUCUCCCGUACAUGAAGCCUGAAGCAAUAUGGCAGGCCUCGAGACGCUUGUUUUGCCCUCGUAUGCCUGCUCCGUUGAAAGGCAAGUCAGAGCUGCACAUGUGGCGUCUCAUCUGCUCUACAACGUGCCAGUUUUGUGGUUCAAAGGGCGAUUUGCAAUCUUUUGAUGCAGCCGAUGAGUGGCAUCGCGGGCCAGGCGCCAAGGGCGUCUCCCCGAUUUUUCCGUUUUCUGUCUGUACCUGUGGAACUUGCUUAGUGAAGAGAAGCACAAAGGAACUCGACGUCCUCCUGUCUUCUACAACCCCCUCACUUCUGCUUCCAGCUCUUCCUCCGAUAUUCGUGACUGACCAAUUGCACGUUCUACGUCCUCGUGUCAUGCAAACUGGAGUUCUCCCCCCGAACACGCAGGUGACAAAGUUCUAUUGGUCAGAACACAUUAAUCAGAUCAAGAAUGAGUUCGAACAGGUCAAAGUAUUGGGUUCCGCAGCCACUGAAGAAUGGGUCAAGGGCUUAGAGAUUCGGGGCAAGCAGGCUUUGGCCGACGCCUCGCGCUGGGAGAAGUGGGAGCUGGCUGGAGGGCUCAACCAGGUGCGAGUGUCUCUGAGUGCUACAAAGCCUGAUCCCCCCAAAGCAGAGAACCUAGUACCAGUUGCAUUUUCACCCAAGCCUCUUCCUGGCCAUCAUCUAUCCAACUUGACUCGCAGUCAUGAGGAGCGCCAAGACAAAGCUUCCAACCCGAACGAAAUACCCAGCCUUGCAGGGAAGCUGGACGCACCCCUUCAACAACCUCGUCCUCUGGGACAGCAGAAAAGAACCAAGGAAGAGGUGGCUCAGCUCAAGGCGCAGAGACGUGCCGACAUUGAACGCCGUGCGAUGCUUCUUGAUCCUCCACUAACUGCCAGUGUUCUGGCCCAUAUUCCGUCCUUCCAGGCAGCUCUACAACUCAUCACACCACUCGAUGAUAACGCAUGGGAACUACUGAAGCCGCGUCUUCUUGCUCAACGGUCAGAUGCCGAAGUCAGAGAGAGGGAGAACACGGCGAAUGCUCGAGCACUCCAAGACAAGCUCGUGACACAAAAUGGAAGCAAGCCUGCCAGAGAACCGAGGGAAGUCCCUGACCAGGAGUGGGACGACAUCCAGGGACCUGUGAGGGCUCGCAUAUCAGCAUAUGCGGACGAAAUCAUCAAGGGGUGGAACAAUGGUGAAAAGGUUAAGAGGAAGAACACCCCGCAGUUUGCGGCAGACGUUCUGCUCUACGUUCGCAAGAGGUUCUAUGCCGAAGUUGCCAAGGAUACAGCUGCGGCUGUUGCUGCAGGAAAGGAGCCGAUCGUAGAGCCGCCAGAAGGACCAUGGACCCAGAAGCUGACGCUGGAGAACAUGAAGUGGGUAUUCGACAUGAAGGUCAAGCCGCGCACUGAGCAAUUUCGAAAGGAGCUAUUCCUUUGCAACGGCUGCAACCCCAGCGGCAACCUCAAGUUCUUUGGUUUCGAGGGUGUGAUCCAGCAUUACGCAGCCAAACACACCGGUGUCCUUAGUCUGGGCAAUGUUGUCGUGCAUUGGAGGGCGGAAUGGCCAGCGGUGCCUCCAUUCAGUCCUGAUCCACGAGCCAUAGAGCUUGGUCAGUACGGGAAGUCUUCAUCGCACUCGCUCCCGCAGACAGGUGCCACGGCCCAACAAGGAUUUGCUGGCUAUCAACCAGCUCCGCCAGCGGGUUAUGGUCCUCCUGGCUACAGCGCACCGUUCCCAGCACCACCGCUGCAUUACAGCUCUGGUCCGCCUGUCACUGUGCCACCAACAGACUAUGGCGGUGUUGGGCCUCAUGCUUAUGGAGCACCCUACUCGUCUGCAGCCUAUCCGGGCAGUAUGACAUAUUCUUCCUAUCCUCCACAGUUCUCUUCGGGGGCGGCAUAUGGCUCCUAUGGCCAAACAAAUGCCUACGUCGAACCACACACAUCGGGGCCAGCUUCGUAUGACUACGGGUCAUACCCCAACCUCGAAGGCGCCUUUGAUUCUGGACGGGCAAAGGUUCCGUAUAAGACACGACUUAAUGCCAUGGCUAAGAUUGCUAAGGAUACUUGGUUCAAACUGGGGGGUGUGAAGAAGCUACACCCCUCCAUCAAGGUCUCUACAGUUAUUCAUCGUAUAGCCAAGAAGUUCCAGAAAGACUACGAUGAAGCAGCAUCUCUAUCAAUGUUCGCAGAGGCCUUGUCGAGUCACAAGGACAUGCGCGCAGUUCGGGUUGCCAACGACAUCUCGUGCAAGGCGUGCACCAGCAGGCGCGGAUUCACCUUGGUCAACCUUGUCACACAUUUCAUGGCACAGCACGUUGAAGGCCCUGAAGCUCAGGGACUGGCACCCAUGGACUGGCGAGUGGACAUGGUCUCGCUUCCAGACGAAGCCUGCUUAGCCAAGGUGAAGCGUAAGCUGCAGAAUAACCAAGCUGCGCAUGCCGUUGUGGAGGAUGCGAUUCCAUGGGCAUUCGAGAAGUCGUUUAUAGACAGAUUCCUCCAACAAGGCUCUUCGGAGGAGGAGCUGGAGACCACCCCAGUCGUGAAGCCGGGCGGUAAGUCAGACAAGAAUCCAGCUGGGGCAUCAGGGGGGCAUGGUACACAGCAGCGUCAAACGCACGAAGCUCCCGAGGCCAAUGAUCGACCUCAACAACAACUCGAGCAUCGUCCAGGGCCUCAGUCUUCCACGGAGAAAGCACCAGGCACCAGUCAACCCCUACCCCGGGCUCAACCCCAGGCACAAGCGUACGACAAGGCCACAGAAGACAUACCACAUCUCCGGCCUGCCAGCGAAGUUUACGGUGGCCACAAGAAAAAACGUACUGUUGCAGUUCAGGGGCAACCUACAACUGGCAUCUCCGCACAAGAGAGGCCUCUAUCUGAUCGUCAACCAGCUUCAGAAUCUGAAUCUGCCAAGCGAACCGAGCGAAGAGAAGUCAAGGCCAAGGCAGAAGAUGAGUCAAACAACACACCAUCUACAUCCGCCCGACCUCGAAACCCGACGCAUUGGCGCGAUGAGCGUUCGCACGACUAUCGCGAUGCUCGAGAACAGCGCUAUUCUAUCGCUGAGCCGUCUGGGCCACGCGACAGGAGCGCUUCAGUUGGAAACCGACCUCAGGAAUAUCGGCCUCCUAUUGACGCUCCGGUGAACGCAGCAUCUGGAUUCAUUGAGGCUCGUAGGGGCAGCAGACAGGAUCGGCCUACUCUCGAGAAUCAUGGCCAUGCGAUUGAGGAGGAAGUUGUCUACGUCGACGAAUCGGGACGCGAAAUAGGCCGAGGGAUGAGAGCCCGAGAUACCCUGCCUCAGGAGACCAGAUACGGCGUACCUGAUGGUCGUGUCUUUGACGAUCAUCGCUACGCUCCCUCAAGCUGGUACGAGGGCCAUGAUCCGGCACGUUUUCGAACGCGCAGUCCUCUCCCUCGAUAUGGGCAAUCUGUACAUCAUUAUGAGGCAGAGCCUGCACCUCAUCGCGUCUACUACGACUAUCAUGACCACCGUGCAACAGUAGGCCCCGGGGCCUAUGAAUACGUCGAGGUCCGAAGUCAAUACGGCGACUACUUCAUCAGAAGACCUGUUCAACAUGAUGAGAGAGACUUCUAUACCUACGACACUCGACCUCCUAUGAGGGAGCAGAGCGCCUACCCAGCUCCCCGAGCUGCGGAAGGGCACUUGAACAGCCGUUACGCUGCUGAUCCUCGAGCAUCUGUCGCCCCAGGUCGUGCUGCGGCCAGGCCCGAGUUUGACGACUACGAUCCACGAUAUCCUUCGCCAGGCAAGGAAGAGGAUGCGUAUCAAGGGAAUCAGAGAUUAUGA
This is a messenger RNA of Fusarium keratoplasticum, 4296 nucleotides long. RefSeq lists its product as uncharacterized. Gene Ontology annotation, molecular function: protein binding. The transcript is spliced from 2 exons. The record is from RefSeq and is a predicted model, not a curated record. Lineage: Eukaryota; Fungi; Ascomycota; Sordariomycetes; Hypocreales; Nectriaceae. Bases 1 to 4296 code for a protein of 1431 amino acids.